Leucoraja erinaceus (little skate) is the source of this 3099-nucleotide messenger RNA. RefSeq lists its product as uncharacterized. The record is from RefSeq and is a predicted model, not a curated record. The coding region runs from base 229 to 2085 and encodes 618 amino acids. The transcript has 17 exons. Gene Ontology annotation, molecular function: double-stranded RNA binding; single-stranded RNA binding; zinc ion binding. NCBI's taxonomy places the organism in Eukaryota, Metazoa, Chordata, Chondrichthyes, Rajiformes, Rajidae. Gene Ontology annotation, cellular component: precatalytic spliceosome.
UGCCGAGUGGCGCUGGGCAAGUGGAGACAAAAACCUCCAUUUUAUUGCGGGCAGUUAGUUGUUUAAAUCUUUUGUCGUGAGGGUUGAAUCCGUUCUAUGUGCGGUUAAAGCCAUCGGAUUGACAGGCGACGUGUAAACAAACGCGUUCUGUUCCCCUCCCCCUCCGUUGAGUCUCGAAGGCCGAGCCCUCCUCUUGCUGAAUUUGCCCUGGAGCUGGAAACGGAAAAGAUGGGCGACGGACCUCAACCACCAGUCAGGCCGAUUCGUAAGGUCCAAAAGGUUUGGGCCAAAUCGUUCUACUGUAAGACCUGCGAUAUUCGGUGUACAUCGGCAGUAAAUCUUAAGAUGCAUUUUGUUGGAGCGAAGCACCAAAGGUGUAAGGAAGCCCGUAAAAAUGGAUCUUCUUUCCCAGCUCCUAGACAAACAGGAGAGUACAAAAUCAUGGGGAAAAAGACUAUUGAUUUUGUAAAAAGAAAUGUACUGACCAAUGAUGUACGACUUCUCCAUGGGUCAUCUGCUUUGGAAAAACAUUUAAGAGAUGCGGAUAUACAAGAUCCUAUAAUUGGAUUAAACGACGUGAUUGAAUAUCAAUCUGAAGUGUCACCAGAUCCAAUGUUCUUUUGUCAACUUUGCAAGUGUCAUGGAGAAUUUUCACUUUUCGUUUCGCACAUAUUUGGGUUGAAGCACAGGAUGACUUAUAUAUCAAAGAUGCAUCCAGACAUACUACAACGUGAUGGACCAAAGUUAAAAUAUCCAGAAUGGAAUGCAUUCGUUAAAGAAAAAGCAGGAGAUAUUGAAAAGAUUGACGGAAGGGGUAAAGUUAAGGUCGUCCUUGAUGAAAUGCCAAGUGGGAACACUUCUACUAAAAGAGCGUCAGAUACCCAUGCCCCAUUUGAUGCUGACUUUUCACCACGAGAAAACUAUAGAAGUAGUUUCCAUGGUGAUAUGGAAAAUUCUUAUGAUGCAAGAAAGCGACGACAAGAUGGGCAGUCGGAAAAUAAGUUUUCAAGACAUGAGAACUUUGGAACUAGUUAUGGCAGUCAUCUUAACAGGGGACAUUCCAAUUCCUAUGAAUCAAGAGGGCCAUAUUCUCAAGAUUGCAGAUCCUCUGCUGAUGUUUCGCAAGACAGUUGGAGAAAAGAUGCAAAAUCUGAAGUGCCAGAUAUGGAUUGGAGCUCUGAAAAUACACGUAACUUUGAUGAUGAGUCCAGAAGAAGAGAUCUGAAGAGGGACUUCCCAAAAAAUGAUAGUGAGACGUCUACCGUGGAUCAUCGUUGGAUGCGUAAUGAGUAUGAAACCGAUAGAAUGGAAGCUACCACAUUUGCCCGUUUAAAUGAGGAGCUCUUUAAAUAUUUGCUGGAUUUUGAGAUUUUCAAUGAUAGCGAUGCAAGUUUUGUUUUGAAGAUUAUACAGAGUCUCAUGGACAGAUUAAUGGAAUAUCGCCAAAAGACAAACACUAUUGAAGAGAAAAGGCCUCCAUUGCAUGAAGAAAUAAGAAGACCCACUGGUAUACCAGAUAGAGGAAUAAGACGACCCUCUGGAAUAAUGGAUGGAGACAGAAGACCACCCUCUGGAAUAACGGAUGGAGAAAGAAGAUCACCCUCUGGUAUAAUGGAUGAAGGAUUAAGACGACCAUUUGGUAUAAUGGAUGACGGAAUAAGAAAACCCUAUGGUGCAACAGAUUAUCGUUCUGGAUAUGAAUCUCGUUCAGUUGCAAAAGAAUCACGUCAGAGAUUUCCAAGAUAUACUGGUAAUUCCGCUGGUUAUGGACCUAAAUAUAAAGGUGGUGUCACCUGGAAGAAAGCAGUUGGAUUGCAGUUUAAAGCAAAUAGAAAAAAUAAAAUUUUUCCGCCAAAUCGUAAAUAUAUUAGACCCGCACCGUGUGAUACAGGAAUGACAAAGUCAAAAGGCAGUCCUAAUCUGACCCCACACCAGCAUAAGGAUAUUCGUGGAAUGGAUAUUAAUCAGGCCACAAAAACACUGACUAAACUAUCAAAAAUCAAUCCAUCAUUAAAAGGUUUGAAGGUCUCCUCCUUGGUUGAUGUGCUGGUGGAGGCUGGUAUGCUGACACAUGCUCAGGAUUGAGGACCUUCGAUGAUUACCCAAAGUUGGUGUAUUCUAGAGAAUAUUAACAACUUUAAUAACGGUCUAGAGUUCUGCUAGUUGCAAGCCAUUACUUUUUUUUCAGGCUGCUCUUCUGUUAUAGUUAACCACUGAAAUUCUCAUUUGCUGUACAUUACCAAAGUAAGAAAAGAUUGUUAGAAAAAAAACCUUGAUUGCUUUCAUAUUUUUGGGUGAAGAUUUAUUAAAAUUGAUUAAAUAUCAAGUUUUAUUGCAAAUCUUAAUAUUUUUUCAGCCAAUCACAUUAUUUGAUAUGUAUGCAAAUACUGUACCACAAAGCUUUGAAUAACUGUAUGUUGUAUCUUAGUUUAUUGUUCAUUUGGUCAAAGGAACAUCUAUUUGAUUAGCAGUGGUUAAUGGUCUAAAAUUUAGAGUAGAUAAAUUUCACGUUUAGAACGUUUUACUCUUCUGUAAACCAAACUUUCAAGGUCAGAACUCUGGUAAAAAUUACUGUGGUAUUGCCACUAUUCUAAAUUUUGCAUUAUUGAAAUUUGUGCAGUAAUAAUUCUAUGGUUAUGGAGAGUUAUCCAAAUUUGUAGACAUUUGUUGCAAUAAGAUGGUAGACAAAGUGCUGGAGAAACUCAGCGGGUGCAGCAGCAUCUGUGGGGCAAAGGAAAUAGAUAACGUUUCGGGCCAAAACCCUUCUUCAGUUGCAAUAAGAUCCUAUUUUAAGUCUACAGUAAUUGAUCAGCUAAUGUAAACGCAUCCUAAUGUUACACCAGACCUAAUUAGAUCAAAAGCUGAUUGGAAUUCAUGUAAUGUUGCAUUGUUCGGUACACUUUGAAAAGUGCUAUUUUAAAGAAAAUCUCGUUUAAGUAUUUAGCCUUUUAUUAUAAUGCCUCAAUAUUACAGUUGUGAUUAAAUGGCUUUUGAAAUGUUUUAAUUGAUUUGCUACAUGUUGAUUUUGAAUAGGUAACCACUGCUUCUGAUUUUGUGCAAUCUUAUCUAUAUACUAUUAAAACUCUGUGUGUGUAUGUA